Messenger RNA from Marchantia polymorpha subsp. ruderalis, 769 nucleotides. The record is from the annotation of a GenBank genome assembly. Lineage: Eukaryota; Viridiplantae; Streptophyta; Marchantiopsida; Marchantiales; Marchantiaceae.
AAGCGACUCUCCACCUUGUGACCGGCACGCUCCUUCGGAGUCCGUCUGUUCCCUAGCUUCCCAAGUGUUCCAGAGCACCUGUUUCGAGUGAGAACGUCGAAGACAGAAUUGACGAUGGCGUUGCUCGUGGAUUUGAGCCGCGGUGCUUUGUCCUCAACUUCUCUCCAGUAUCACGUUCCAUGUGCCACUGCCAGCUCGCGCAACCGUAUCCCCUCUCAUGUGACAGUUCGAGCGUGGAAUGCCAGCCCUGCUUUACAAUCCGAGCUUUCUACAUCUUCUCUGUCCGCUGGUUUUAGAGUCCAGGCCGUGGAAGAGACGAGCAGCAGUAGUAGUGUUGCGUCACCGACUGAGGAUAAGUCCGCUUUUGGAGUUCCCCAGGGGGGUUGUGCUGCUUGCGGCAAGCCCGAGAAGGUCGGAGGAUGCAACGGGGAAGGUAGAAUACAGGGCGGAAUUGGAGCGGUUCCGGGCUUCGGGUGGUGGCCCAUCAAAGCUUUCAGGCCAUGUCCGGCUUUCGUCGAAUCUGGAGGGAAGUAUAGACGAAUUGGGCAGAGCUUGGAUGAAGUUGCUUUCGGAAGAGCAGCUGCUAGUGACGAUCUGGAUAUCUCUGAGCGCCUGAAAGGUCAAUAAUCUGAUGGUGUACUCGUUCAUGGACGCUCAGUGCUUGAAAUUCAUCAAUAUUACGAGUUCUUAUGCUCUUCUGCACAAGCUUUCGCCCAUCUUUUGUAUUUCACAGAAUAUAGACAAAUGUAGACAUUUUUGUUUUCGCCUC